Molecule: messenger RNA, 903 nt
Organism: Tyto alba (common barn owl)
Lineage: Eukaryota; Metazoa; Chordata; Aves; Strigiformes; Tytonidae
Gene: CIB3
Product: calcium and integrin binding family member 3
Exons: 7
Coding region: 272-835 (187 amino acids)
Molecular function (GO): calcium ion binding
Source: RefSeq, a predicted model, not a curated record
AAAAAACAAAACAAACAAACAAAAAAAACCAGUCCCAACCCUCCCCACACACCAUGUUCCACGCCGAAAAGAAGAAUUCUCAGUAAUUUUGGGUUAUUUGAAGGCGCGCCGAUGAGUGAGGCUGGCGUUCCUUCUCUGAGGGGAAUAGAUUCUCCACAGGACAGCGGGGCCCACCCAGCUGGACGCUUUUAAUAACUGAACAUCCGGACCUCCUAUAAAGCUGCCUUUGAGGAAAGAAUGAUGGGACAAGAAUCAGCAUUCAGAGCCAGAAAUGGGCAACAAGCAAACCAUUUUCACUCCAGAGCAACUGGAUGCAUAUCAGGACUGCACAUUCUUUACAAGGAAAGAAAUUCUGAGACUGUUUUACAGAUACCGGGAUCUAGCCCCACAGCUAGUUCCACCCGACUACACAGAUAAACCCGACGUGACUCUUCCCUAUGAACUCAUUGGCAGCAUGCCAGAGCUGAAGGACAAUCCAUUCCGCCAGCGCAUAGCAGAGGUUUUCUCAGAAAAUGGAGACGGCAACAUGACUUUAGAUAAUUUUUUGGAUAUGUUUUCAGUUCUGAGUGAAAUGGCUCCCAGAGACUUGAAAGCUUAUUAUGCUUUUAAAAUUUAUGAUUUUAACAAUGAUGAUUACAUAUGCAAAUCAGAUCUAGAGAAAACAGUUAACAAGUUAACCCGAAAUGAACUUACCCCAGAAGAAGUUAGGCUUGCAUGUGAAAAGGUGAUUUAUGAAGCAGAUGUGGACAAUGAUGGCAAGCUGUCUUUGGAAGACUUUCAGCAUAUGAUAAUACGAGCUCCAGAUUUCCUCAGCACAUUUCACAUUCGAAUCUGAAACUAGUGAAACGUGCAGAGAGAAGUGCUUCUUGAACCUUUGACAACUAUUACUUCACCUGCGACUAC